UUAUUUUUUAAUGAGUCCGAGGGUAGAAUUGUCUUUGUAGUGGUUUUACUAAAGUGAGCAUCCUCGAGGUUCUCUCCGGCUUCCUUCAGUGUCCGUUGGUAACUCAUCACCGCUCACCGCUCUCAUUCUCUCUCUCUCUCUCUCUCUCUCUCUCUCUCUCUCUCUCUCUCUCUCUCUCUCUCUCUCUCUCUCUCUCUCACACAUUAAACCAACGUUACUUUGUUUCAUUAAUGUUAACAUGAGCAGAGUGCGCACUGCACACCAUUCCUGCAACCACCGCCGGUUAUGAAUCCCACAACCGACCAACUACCACCACCGCCACAACAGGCGUUGCCAUUACAGCCACCAAGAUCCUCCUUCAGCUGCGACCGCCAUCCCGAUGAGAACUUUUCUGGAUUCUGUCCAUCAUGUCUCUGCGAACGUCUCACCACUCUAGAUCAAUCAGCUAACGCCACCGCUGCCGCUUCCUCCUCCCGUCGUAAUUCCACCUCCUCCGCCACUGCUGCUGCUCUCAAAUCGAUAUUCAGAGUGCCUUCCUCUUCCAUCACUACCUUCGAAGCCUACAAAAACAAAACAGCAGCUACAGCUACAGCUUCAGGUUCAACCAGAACCUCAUUUUUCCCUGAGCUCCGCCGCACAAAGUCUUUUUCCGCCUCGAAAAACGAAGGAUUAGGAUUCUCUGCCGGCGUUUUCGAGCCUCAGCGGAAAUCUUGCGACGUUAGGGGUCGUAACACGCUCUGGACACUCUUCUCCAUCGACGACGAAAAUAAACCCAGGCAUUCCUCCGCUCAACAACAAGCCCUAGGAAACACUGGGACCCUCCUCGAGACCAACAAAGAAGACGACGAAGAAGAAGAAGAAGAUCAAUUUCACAACGAAGAAAUUGAACUUGCCGAAGAGCAAGACGUGAGUAAUUUUAACGAUCCUGAGAACGACAUUGUGGAAGAAGUGGCUGAAAUUCAAGAAGAAGAAGAAGAAGAAGAGAAUGCAAGUGUGGACGAUUUGAAGACCAUGAAGGAUCACAUAGAUCUCGAUUCGCAGUCUAAAAAACCAUCAUUAUCAAAUUUCUGGUCAGCGGCGUCGGUUCUAAGCAAAAAAUGGCAAAAAUGGAGACGAAAGCAGAAGAAGAGCAGCAUCGACGGCAACGGCGUCCUCUCAUCGUCAACAUUGCCGGUAAAGAAACCGAUGUCGCGUAAGUAUCGAGAGACUCAGUCCGAAAUUGCUGAUUACGGAUUCGGCCGGCGAUCCUGCGACGUUGAUCCCAGAUUUUCACUUGACGCGGGUCGGAUCUCGUUUGAUGAUCCGAGAUACUCCUUCGACGAGCCUAGAGCUUCUUGGGACGGGUAUCUAAUCGGCCGGACUUUCCCACGGCUUCCUCCCAUGGUAGAAGAUGCACCUGUGGUGCAGAUACCACGUUCCGAUAUGCAAAUCUCCGUCGAAGAACCACCGACAAAUGUAGAUCUUCUUGUCCCCGGUGGAUCAAUCCAAACCCGAGAAUAUUACUCUGAUUCUUCCUCCAAGCGCAGGAAAAGCCUCGACAGGUCAAGCUCCAUCCGAAAAAUGGCCGCCGCUGUAGUGGCGGAAAUGGACGAACCAAAAACAACCACCGUUCCAGUCUCAAACGCCAAAGUUUCUCCGGCAACCAUCGAUUACAAUCACGGUCAUGGCGCCUUAAAAAGAUUUCCAAGCAUCGGUGGUGAGCGAGAAUUAGCAAGGGAUUCAUAUUCAAAUUCCUUAAGAGACGAUUGCUCAGAGACAUUCGAAUUAGGGUUCAGAGACAACGGCGAGAAGAAGGAGGGCAAGAAACCAAGACGGUGGAGAUGGAAGUUAUGGGGGUUCAUCCACCGCCGUGGAGGAUCCAACAAAGACGACGACGACGACACUUUCAGCAGAGUAAACGGCGUCGAGAGAUCAUACUCGGAAUCAUGGCAAGAUCGAACAGAAUCAAAAGGGGGGUUUAACAAAAAAGUAUUACGAAGCAACAGUAGUGUAAGUUGGAGAAAUUCUUCAUUCAACACCACCAAGAAACCAAACUCUGAAACCAACGGGAAGAACAGGAAAGUUGGAGGAGAUGAAUUUGUUCUUGAGAGGAAUCGAAGUGCAAGAUAUUCACCAAAUCACACAGACAGUGGACUCCUUCGUUUCUACUUGACUCCGUUGAGGGGUAGUCGAAGGAAUGGAAUUGGAAUUGGAACUGGAAAAAGUAAACCAACAAGCAACUCAAAUUCAAUUGCCAGAAACAUGCUUCGACUCUACUGAAAACAUAAACAAGUAUGAUUGAUGGGAGAUUAAUGCUAAAAGAGUUAAAAAUCAUACUGAAAGUUGCAAGAAGACAAAGAUUAUUUAUGAAGAUGCUUUCCUAAGAAGGUAAUAAACUCACACAUGUACUACUCAUAAUGGAUCAUUGAGGUUGAUAAGAAAACACAACACACAGGUGUGAAUUGUGAAAGGUAAAGGGUUUGAUCAAAAGAGGAAAGGUGGUGUGCUAAAUUGGUAAAAAAGGAGAUUGCUUCUUUCAAACAAGGCUAGGAAUUUAGUUCACAUUUGACAGAACUUUCACUUACUCCCUCUCGCGUGUAGUUUUUCGGAUCUUUCGAAAUGAUUUGUAACUUUGUAUUUGGCAAUGAGAAAUUUUUUUCCUCUUC
Messenger RNA from Lactuca sativa (garden lettuce), 2645 nucleotides. RefSeq names its product LOW protein: UPF0503-like protein, putative (DUF740) (gene OPS). NCBI's taxonomy places the organism in Eukaryota, Viridiplantae, Streptophyta, Magnoliopsida, Asterales, Asteraceae. Gene Ontology annotation, cellular component: plasma membrane. The record is from RefSeq and is a predicted model, not a curated record.